AUGUCACCAGAUGACGCAGACGGUGCGUGUGUCAUCCGUCGCUACUUUCCUUUGUCUGUGCAACUAUGGAAGCCACUCGUUGGUUCAAGUAACAUGAUGACAACAAUUAUCAAGGCAAUUUCGGCGCUUUCUUCUGUGCGAGGCUACUAUCGUGUCGCCUCGUCCGCUUUUCCCAUACGUAUGGGUGCAACGGACUCAGACAUGUUCCGUAUUGACUUUGUCGAUGAGGACAAUACCUUGAGCGUGUCGCUGCAAGACUUUCACCUCGCUUUUCUGACGUCGCCUUUGUUCCAAUUCGAGCUGUGGAUUUUAUCGUUCGCGACGGUGUCCGACCCGGCCACUACCACAACGGAACAUUUGGCAGCGGUAACAAGUGGUGACAAGAGCAGUUUCGGACCGUGGACUGCGUGGGCAGUCGAGGGUAAACGCAGUGCCCCACUUACAGCCUCUUCUGAACCGGCCUCAGCGUGCCAAAUCAUGCGGUGCUACAUCCAAGGCAAAACCUUUUGUGAUACGUGGUGGGCUGUUGAAAAAGUGGCUGACCGACCUAAUCCGGAGCUCGUUUUUGGAUCGGCCUUUAAAUUUUGCGACGAUCAUAAGCCUCUAAUGUUUCGCGUGCUGGACCCUUUGCACCGCUUGUACAGUCGCCUAUUGUUAGCGUCAGCCAUGAUCAACCUGAUCCAACAAAAGCAAAAGUGCGAGUGAUUUACUGUUAGCGAUAAAUUUGUGGUCUCACCUUUCAGAUAGAUCAGCAAUAUCAUACCGGAUGACCAUCUUUUAUUGAUUUUGCAUGCCAUUGGUCCCCAGUCGACGGCCGAUUGCCAGCUCGUGUCUCCUUGGAAGAUUGACGGAUGUGACCGGUUGUCUCGGAUGGAACAUACCGAUACAAAAUUGUUUGAUGUGACAUCCGUGACAGUGAAUAAUUUCCCUACGUUUGUGCAGCAUGAGAUUUGUAACAUAGAUUGUAAACAAAAGGAAUACGUAGCUCUUUCUUUGGAAGG
Molecule: messenger RNA, 1001 nt
Organism: Phaeodactylum tricornutum CCAP 1055/1
Lineage: Eukaryota; Bacillariophyta; Bacillariophyceae; Surirellales; Neidiaceae
Exons: 3
Coding region: 1-705 (234 amino acids)
Source: RefSeq, a predicted model, not a curated record